AUGUAUUACAACAUGUCAGCCGUUUCUCUUGCGGCGGCUGCGGCUACGACGGCUGCGAGCCCUGCGAUUCUAUAUGCUGCAUCCUAUUCUGGUGGCAUCACGUCAUUGGAGUUGACCAACGCGGCGUCCGGCUACACACUCAAGAAUGUUUCCGUCGCAACAGAAUGCGGCGCUAAUCCUGUCUGGCUUGAGCACGAUAAGAACAACAGUAUCUUGUACUGCUCCGACGAAGCCGGCACUCUAGGCAUCUUCAGGGUGCCCGCCGUAAAUUCUCCGACAGCUGGUGUUUUGGAGGCUUUGACGGAGAUGGGCACAUCCUAUGCUCCAGUGGCCAGUACUCGUUUCAAUAUAUCAGACCAGCCAGCCAUCGCGUUUGCGAACUACGGCUCACCCGAUGGAGGCCCGCCCGGUCCCGCAGGAAUCUCGGCAUACACGAUAAAGGAUAACGGAGUCCUUCGGCACCGGUUCAAUAUGACCGUGCAUUACCCGGUCUCAGGCCCCAACAAAGAGCGCCAGAGUGCAGCGCACAUCCACCAGGUCGUUCUCGACCCGACUGGCAACUUCAUGGUGGCCCCGGACCUCGGCUAUGACUCCGUGCAUGUCUUCAGCCUCCGUAACGCCUCUAACCUGUUCACACAACUCGAUGACGUGAGCCUCGAGCCUGGCUCGGGGCCUCGCCACGGCGUCUUCCAAACUUCUGGAAAGGACACCUUCUUCCACGUGGUGAGUGAGCUGGCAAACAACAUCACCUCCUUUAAUGUCACCUACGAUGGUGAGAACCGCAUGAGCAUGACCGAAAUUGGUAAGGUCAGCACCUUUGGCAACAAGGCUGUUCCGAGUGGGGCCUUGGCAGGUGAGAUCAUUCUCUCAGGUGGGUAUAUCACGGUCUCCAACCGCCUGGACAACUCCUUCACCAUCCCCAGCCUUGACCCGAGCAUCGCUGAUUCCGAACAAUCCGACUCUCUUGCCGUGUUCAAGGUCGGCGACGAAGGCGAGCUUUCUUUUGUAAACCUCUACCCGGUCGGGUGCCAAAGCCCCCGCCAGAUCCAGGCCAAUAAGGACGGCUCUCUCAUUGCCGCUGCAUGCAUGGCCAACAACCGCGUUGUCGUGAUGCGGCGAAACAGUACAACUGGUGAGAUCGGCCAAUUUGUGGCUAAUUAUACUCUGCCCGGUGCCACUUACGUUCAAUGGGAUGAAGUGUAA
Messenger RNA from Diaporthe batatas, 1203 nucleotides. RefSeq lists its product as uncharacterized. Gene Ontology annotation, molecular function: protein binding; 6-phosphogluconolactonase activity. The record is from RefSeq and is a predicted model, not a curated record. The transcript has a single exon. The coding region runs from base 1 to 1203 and encodes 400 amino acids. Lineage: Eukaryota; Fungi; Ascomycota; Sordariomycetes; Diaporthales; Diaporthaceae.